Alosa alosa (allis shad) is the source of this 3253-nucleotide messenger RNA. It is a transcript of the gene ccdc3a, whose product is annotated as coiled-coil domain containing 3a. The coding region runs from base 1218 to 2099 and encodes 293 amino acids. The transcript is spliced from 4 exons. Gene Ontology annotation, biological process: negative regulation of gene expression. Gene Ontology annotation, cellular component: extracellular region. NCBI's taxonomy places the organism in Eukaryota, Metazoa, Chordata, Actinopteri, Clupeiformes, Clupeidae. The record is from RefSeq and is a predicted model, not a curated record.
CCUGCUUCACGUUCACGACGAUAAAUUAGAUGGAAGAAUCUAACCACGCCACCUUUCAUGCAGUACUGAAAGACAGUUAAGAGACUGCAAAAGGCUUUCCAUAUGUUCAGAGGUAGCCUAUUUACACAAGCUUGGUUAGAGGAGGAAACUACAAUAUGAAGUAACGAUUCCGUCUCAAACCACUAGAUGUCAACAAGAGUACGGGGUUCUAGCAUUUUCUAUUUUAUGCUGAGAUAAAUUGUGAUACCGAUGGCCUUUGGUCUGUGGAAGCUUUUAUAAUUGGUCAGAGUAACAUCCCUUUAAAAAAUAACUAUAUGGGACAAAAAAAUUGCAAUUAUUGCAUGUCAGCAAUUAAGUGUAAUAGGCCUAAGUUUCAAUGCAAUGUAGCCUACUGUUUUUUAAUGUCCAUAUUGCAUUUCCUAUAUGAACUGCAAUAAUUCCUCAAAGACUUCCGUUUUGACACUUUAAAUAGUGCAAUUAUUUUUUGCAAGGGACUGCAUGCUGGAAUGUUUUUGAGUUAUACACUGUAGGCCUAAACAUUUUAAAAUGCUUAUACGCGCUCCACUGGAAUGAAACGUGUGGAAUGAAUGUCACUCCGUGGGAGUCGAAGGUAGACGGGUUGCCAUUGGUUGGUAAAACUUUGGGGCUGUCUCAUUGGCCUGAGACAAGCCUCACUAAUGAUGCUGUUGAAGAGCCUCGAAAGAGAGGCAAAAGAAUGUCCACAUACGGCACGGUGGCUCCGGUGGAAUGCCGUAGCAGACCCCGCGGAUAGCCCACAUCACAUUUCUAUUUAGAUUGGAUGCAACAUUGGAUGCAACUGUCAUGGAUGGAUCUACAUGAGUCAAGGGGUUAUGUCGCCCCCGUGAAAGAGAAAAACGUAUGACUACAUCAGUACACCUGGAUUAAUUUGAUGACGACAGCGCGUGAGUUAACUAUUUGAUUAAUAACUCUGCAGUAGUGCCCGGCAAUAACGAAAUAGGCUAUAGCUGAACAGGCUGUUUCAUCUUUCCGUUCAAAGGAGUUUGCGUACGUUGCUUACUGGUAUUUGAAUAGUUGAGCUAUUUGGGUGAGCUUGUGCACAUUCCUGUAGGCUAAAUGAAAAGACAGUGUAUAGAUACACCUCAGUAGCCUACUUAAAACAAUCUCCCAAAACAAACUGGUAGCCUACUCUACGUUAACCUAAGUUUUUACACUUGUUGCGCCUGAGCGUGGGAAAGAUGCUGCGCGCACACUUGAUGGCACUUGGCCUCUUGCUGUGCCCGUUAGGUCUCGCGCUGGGGUGCCAGCUGCCGACCGAAUGGCGGCCGCUUAGCGAGGGCUGUCGCGCAGAGUUGGCAGAAAUCAUUGUGUAUGCCAAAGUGCUUGCUAUCCACGAGGAGCCGUAUGCCUCGAGCCUCUUCAACUAUUUGCCGUACCAGUUUGAGGAGGAGCGCGUCGGCGAGGGGCUGCUCUAUGCGGCGGAAGUGGAGAUGCUCUGUGAUCAGGCAUGGGGCAGCAUGCUCGAAGUGCCCGCGGGCUCCCGACUGAACCUCACGGGGCUCGGUUACUUCUCUUGCCAGUCGCACACCGUGAUGGAGAACGAGUCCUAUAUCUUCUUCUUGAGGAUGGAUGAAAACUACAACCUCCUUCCUCACGGAGUCAACUUUCAGGACGCCAUAUUCCCGGACACUCCGGAGAACCGGCGGACGUUCUCCAGCCUCUUCCAGUUCUCCAACUGCACCCACGGGCACCCCAUGCAAAGCUAUAGCCCUGCUUGGGAAAGCCAGGAGGACAGCCGGCUGCUGUGUUCGUCGGUGCAGCAGGUGCUGUUCGAGGAGGAGGAGCGCGUGCGUGUGCUGACCGAGCGCACGGCCGAGCUGGAGCGUCGCAACCGGCAGCUGAAGGAGCGCGUGCGCAAGCUCAAGCGCUCGAUGCGGCGGGCGCGCAAGACGGCGCGGCAGGCGGAGCUGAAGGCCACGAGGCGCUUGCGCGAAAGGCUGAGCUGGCCCGCGACGAGGAGGGCUGGACACCACCUGAACGCCAUCUCGCCGCACCACGCCGCGCCGCAGAAACCCAAGCAGACCACCCCGCGGCGCUCCAGCUACAUACAGGGACUGUGAGGAGAUGGAGGCACACACACACACACACACACACACACACACACACACACACACACACACACACACCCACACCAUCAGUGAUUCACCUGGACUGUGAGGAGACAUGAGGACACAAUUCACUUAGUAGGUCUAUCUCACACUACACACACACACACACAAUGUUACACUACCUACAUCCGAGGUCACACAGGUUUACACACACGAUCUCAACAUACUCUCUCACCUCAACAUACCACCCACACAUAGGUAUACCACACCUAUUGCAUUCACCACACAGAGACUUAAAGGAUUGAUUCUCCCAGACACUGACUUGACACCAUCUCACCCAAACCACACACACACACACCACACACACACACACCCACACACACACACACACACACACACACACACACACACACACACACACACACACACACACACACACACACACACACACACACACACAUUGAGAUUGUUAAUAGCCAAUAAGACUGCUGGGCAGUCUCUGGAUGUCUAUUGGUCUGUAUUCAUGCUAUAUCUAACUCCUUCUCCUCUCUUGUUCCAUAACUAAUUCUCUUUCCUCUCUCAUUCUACAUCUUUCUCUCUUCCUCCAUUCAUCUGUGAAUCUCUUUACUCUCUUGUUUCCACUGCUUUACUUCCUUCUCUUUCAUCGGGUUCUCGUGUUUCACCAUGUCCAUCUGUAGAUUGUAGAGAAAUGCAUCCAUUCAUAUCCGUAUGCUGCAUCGCUUGGGCAUUUACCACAUGCAUAUUGACACACACAUAGACAUGGUGUCUAUCACUCUCUCAUAUCCUUUUACACUAUACACACACACACACUUGCACAAGCGUGCAAAUGCACACACAUACACAUACAUAACACUUAUCCUUACACAUAAUGUUCAGACACACACACACACACAAUGCUAAAAGACAUUGAAAAGCACCAGAGGAACUUUCUUUGUUCCCCAGUCUAGAACUGGAGGGAACUUAAUUCCAUUGUCAUGACUGAAUGAGUAAAUGACUGAGUGAAUUUUGGAUGUUUGAAACGAAUAAUGUGUGAAAGAGGACGAUUCAUUUGUUCAUAGAUUAAUGAUGUGCUGUUGUUUUUAUACCUGUAUAUGAUUCUGUACUUAGCGGCAUAUAAAGUGUUAAUAAAUACCACUGUCAUCUUU